Messenger RNA from Branchiostoma belcheri (Belcher's lancelet), 1368 nucleotides. RefSeq names its product acid-sensing ion channel 1-like. NCBI's taxonomy places the organism in Eukaryota, Metazoa, Chordata, Leptocardii, Amphioxiformes, Branchiostomatidae. The transcript has 11 exons. The record is from RefSeq and is a predicted model, not a curated record. Gene Ontology annotation, cellular component: membrane. Gene Ontology annotation, molecular function: ligand-gated sodium channel activity. Gene Ontology annotation, biological process: sodium ion transmembrane transport. Bases 1 to 1368 code for a protein of 455 amino acids.
AUGUCCGCAAGUAAAGCAGAAGACGAAGAAAAAGAAGAAAAUUCUCCCGAGUACGAAUUUGCGACGGGAACGACGCUCCAUGGUCUAAACAAGAUCGCAGACGCCCCAAACUGGGGAGCCCGUCUGAUAUGGACCUGCAUUUUCCUCGGGUGCCUUGGAUAUGCCUCUUACCUGAUAACAGAAACUUUCCUGGCGUAUUUCUCUUAUGACACUGUCACAGACGUGUCUCUCAAGUUUGAGAAAUCUAUGGACUUCCCAGCUGUCACCUUCUGUAACUUCAACAAGUAUGCCUUCAGAAAGGUAGCCGGCAAUCCUAGAAUCAAUGUCUACUUGGAGCCGCUGUAUGCCUUCCCCAAACGGUUUGGCCUAGUUGGAACGGGGGUCUUCUACAAUGACGGCCCCACACCUACACCGACCCCAACUCCUUUCUACUACGACUUGGCCGGCAUCACUGAGUACGCCGGGUUCCAACUGCAGGAUGGGUUGGUCGAUUGUUCCUGGAGAGGGGAACCUUGCGGCAUUAAGAACUUCACCCGCACACUGUCCCAGUUCGGCAACUGUUACGUCUUCAAUGGCGACAUCGGGACGGAAUCCGUCAAACAGACCAUCUCCGGGUCAGGCAACGGGCUUCACCUCGUCAUAAAUGUGCAAGCUGACCAAUACUCAGAAGAUCCAACUCAAGGCGGGUCGUCCGACGUGGGGUUAAAAGUUCAUGUUCAUCCCCGAGGGGAGCCCGCCAAGAUGGACACACAGGGCAUCGCCAUCGGGCCGGGAACACAUGCCUAUGUGGGGAUAUCGAAAAUUAAGUAUAAAAAUGAGAUUCCUCCGUGGGGAAAGUGUGAAGAGAAGGAACUGCAGCAUUUUGACACCUACACCCUGACGGGCUGUCUGCUGGAGUGUAGGGCGCACUGGGUGGAGACCAUGUGUAACUGUACCGCCAUGGAACUGCCAGGGAACAUGGAGAUCUGUGAGCCUCUUACAGUCGUGAAUUGUGUGACGUCAGUCUACAACCUGAUCACUCGGGGCCGCCUGCCGUGCCAGUGCCCGACCCCGUGUGAGCUGGGUACGUACGGCAAGUCUGUGUCCUACGCUGGCUGGCCCAACCCUGGAGCUGCCAUGAGCCCUUCCUUAAUAGACAAGCUGGGACAGGACGAAUUUUUGGAGAGAAACUACUGUGCGUUCGACGUCUUCUAUAAGUCGCUGAACAGCAAGUCGAUCAUCCAGAAGAGGGCGAUGACGGAGGAAGACCUGCUCAGUGCGAUCGGCGGCUCUCUGGGCCUGUUCAUCGGCGCCAGUAUCAUCACUGUGGCGGAGAUAGUGGAAUAUCUCAUCACCAGACCCUUCAAGCGUCUCUGGAAAAAGAAGUAA